This is a messenger RNA of Phacochoerus africanus (Common warthog), 6734 nucleotides long. RefSeq names its product angel homolog 1 (gene ANGEL1). Lineage: Eukaryota; Metazoa; Chordata; Mammalia; Artiodactyla; Suidae. The coding region runs from base 64 to 2067 and encodes 667 amino acids. The record is from RefSeq and is a predicted model, not a curated record. Gene Ontology annotation, molecular function: 3'-5'-RNA exonuclease activity. The transcript has 10 exons.
ACCUAGGGAGACCGGCGGGCGGAGGCGAGGAGGGUAGGCAGGUGCGGGCGCGGGCGGCCGGCCAUGAUCGCGUCGUGCCUGUGUUACCUGCUGCUGCCGGCCGCGCGCCUCUUCCGCGCCCUCUCAGAUGCUUUCUUCGCAUGUCGAAAAAAUGCCCUUUUGGCGAAGAGCUCGUCCUCCCAGGUAGAAGGGGACUUUGCCAUGGCCCCUCGGGGUCCCGACCAGGAGGAGUGUGAGGGUCUGCUGCAGCAGUGGCGAGAAGAAGGGUCGAGCCAGGUGCUCUCAACUGUGAAUGAGGGUCCCCUUGUAGAUAAGGGACUAGCCCAGAGCAGCCUGGCGCUCCUGAUGGAUAAUCCUGGAGAACAGGAUGCUGCUUCAGAGGAUAAGUGGUCCAACAGGCAGCUGAGUGAUCUUCGGGCAGCAGAGAACCUGGACGAGCCUUUCCCCGAAGUGUUAGGAGAGGAGCCACUGCCAGAGGUCGAGGGCCCAAUGUGGGCACCUGUCCCUGUGCAGACUGGCGCCCCGUAUGCAGACUGCGCUGUCCUCCCAAUGGGUGCCCUGGCCGCAGAGCAGUGGGAAGAGGACCCUGCAGUGGUGGCCUGGAGCAUAGCACCGGAGCCUGUGCCCCAGGAAGAGGCUCCCAUCUGGCCCUUUGAGGGCCUGGGGCAGUUGCAACCUCCCCCAAUGGAAAUCCCAUAUCAUGAAAUCCUGUGGCGAGAAUGGGAAGAUUUCUCCACUCAGCCAGAUGCUCAGGGCCUGGAGGCAGGGGAUGGCCCUCAGUUCCAGUUCACUCUCAUGUCCUAUAACAUCCUGGCCCAGGACCUGAUGCAGCAGAGCUCGGAGCUCUAUCUGCAUUGCCACCCAGACAUCCUCAAUUGGAACUAUCGCUUUGCGAAUCUCAUGCAGGAAUUCCAGCACUGGGACCCCGAUAUCUUGUGUCUCCAGGAAGUCCAGGAAGAUCAUUACUGGGAGCAGCUGGAGCCCUCUCUGAGAAUGAUGGGCUUUACCUGUUUCUACAAGAGGAGGACCGGGUGUAAGACAGAUGGCUGUGCUGUCUGCUACAAGCCCACGAGAUUCCGCCUGCUCUGCGCCAGCCCUGUGGAAUACUUUCGGCCUGGCUCGGAGCUCCUCAAUCGGGACAACGUGGGCUUAGUGCUGCUGCUGCAGCCACUCGUCCCAGAAGGCCUGGGACAAGUCUCAGUGGCCCCUUUAUGUGUGGCAAAUACCCAUGUCCUGUACAACCCACGCCGGGGCGAUGUCAAGCUGGCCCAGAUGGCCAUUCUCUUGGCCGAAGUGGACAAGGUGGCCAGGUUGUCUGAUGGCAGCCACUGCCCCAUCAUCUUGUGCGGGGACCUGAAUUCUGUCCCUGAUUCACCUCUUUACAACUUCAUCAAGGAUGGAGAACUCCAGUACCAUGGGAUGCCAGCCUGGAAGGUAUCUGGACAGGAGGACUUCUCCCAUCAGCUUUACCAGAGGAAGCUGCAGGCCCCACUGUGGCCCAGCUCUCUGGGCAUCACUGAUUGCUGUCAGUAUGUCACCUCCUGUCACCCCAAGAGAUCAGAGAGACGUAAAUACAGCCGAGACUUCCUGCUACGUUUCCGCUUCUGCAACAUCGCCUGUCAGCGACCUAUAGGACUGGUUCUUAUGGAAGGAGUGACCGAUAUGAAGCCAGAGCGACCUGCUGGCUGGGCCGAGUUUGUCCUCGAGGAAGGCACAUCCGAGCCUGAGCCCGACUUCCCCAGGACUGUAGGCACCAUCCAGCACUGCCUCCGCCUGACCUCGGUGUAUACUCACUUCCUGCCCCAGCAUGGCCGCCCAGAGGUCACCACAAUGCCCUUGGGUCUUGGAACGACAGUGGAUUACAUCUUCUUCUCAGCCGAGUCCCGCGAGAAUGGGAACAGAACUGAUUGCAGGCUCUAUCAGGAUGGGACUCUCAAGCUGCUGGGCCGUCUCUCCCUCCUCUCUGAAGAGAUUCUCUGGGCUGCCAAUGGCUUACCCAACCCCUUCUGCUCUUCAGACCACCUCUGCCUACUGGCCAGCUUCGGGAUGGAAGUCACCGCCCCAUGAUGGGCUCCCAGGGGAAGAGAGCUUCUCUUCCAGAAGAGCUCACUGGAUCAGAGACUGUGGAAUACCCCAUGCUUCUGGAAACGUAGAUCCCCUCCCCUCCCCCUCCGUGUUCCCUUUUCCCUGUGGUUAGAUUGUCUCCAGGCCUGUGGUCCCUGCCCCACCCCAGCCUCUUCCUAAUCCCGUGCCACAUACUUGGUGGCCCUGGGAGAGGCAGAAGGGGGGGGGUUUCCCCCUUCCUUCCAUGUAUCCAGCGCUCCCCCUUGAUUUUUAAUUACCAGGGUUGCGGGAGCUAUUGAUCUCAUUGGUUAUUUGUUUUCAGGCCAUUUCUUGGUGGUGCCUUCUGACCCAGCCUUCUCCCUGCCUGAGGCCUCUGGCCUGGUGCUCUUGCCAGAUGCACACACCUGAGAGGGGUCCCGGGGUGGGACUGCUCUGUGUGGCCAGGCCUGCCUCAGACUGGCCCACUUUCCACCCUGGGGCCAUCAGCCUAGGGGUAGGCAGAGGGCAUGACUGGGUAGCGGUGUGUUGCCAGGCAGCAGCAGUGGCACGGGCCCUUCUCUCUUUUAUCCCCUGUGUUUCAUCAGGCAUUCAUCCUGCCAACCAGGGCAUCCUCAUCAUCUGGGCUCUGGGCACAGGUGGGCCCCACCACCUGGAGCAGCAUUCAGGGAUGUGCUCCUGUCCCAGCAGCCUCCGUGCCUCUGGCCCAGGGCUCCCCACAGGCCUGGCCUGCCUCCUCUAGGGCUCCUCCCUUUCCCCAGGCUGCCCCAUGGGAGGCAAAGGGUUGAACCCCUGUGUGGGGGUCAGUGGGUAGGGAUGGUGGUUAGAGCUUCAGAGGUCUUUAAGGAUGAGGGGAAAGAAUAGCAGGCUCUGCAGGACAGGACGAGGGCGGGAGUCCCAGCAUGGACGGGGCAGGUGGGCUUUGCGGCUGCCUCAGCUGGGACUUCAGACCUCAGGGACUUGUUCCUUCCCUCCACACGCCUAAGCUCUAGCUCUCUCUUCCUCCCCGCCUGCUGCUUUGCACUUUUUGCUGCCUCCCCCAUUCCCAUCCUUUCCCCCUAGAAAAGCCUGGUAUUUAGCUCAAUCCAAACCUUCUCAGCAGAAAGGUGGCUGUGGGCAAAACUACCCUAAGAACUGGAGGUGGUGGUGCUUGAGGAUGCGCUCCUGCUGGCAAGGCCUCUGCUGCUCAUUGCCUCUCCUCUCCCUCUCCUGGCACAGGGGUCCUGGCCCAUUCAGGGGGCUCCCUUGCCCACAUGCGUCACCUGCAUGCCUUAAUCUUUCAUGGCCGGGUGUGGCCUGGGCUGGUUCUGGGUCAGCUCCUCCUCCCCUCUCCCGUGACUCAGAGGAGCUGCUGGCCAAUGCUGCUGGCCCUGCAGAUUUGACUCUUUGACUUGCUGUUGGCCCAUUCAGCCUCCAGAACUUCCCUGGAGGGAAUAACUGAGAGAGGCUGGAGUUAGGGACAGUUAGCCAGAGGUUAAUGUUUUCUUUCCCUCUCUCUCUCUCUUUUUUUGGAGAGCCAAAGACCCAGCCUGAAUUCUGCUGCUGUGUUCAUGGUUAUUAGCUUUCUGUGCCUAGGUUCCGGGGAAUUUGUCUAUUCGUGUAUAUUUUUAAACAUUGUUUCCUGGAUACUGGGCAUGUCUGUCUGAGCCCUGGGCCUCUCUGUCCACACCUCACCAUCCACUCUGUUUGCCUCUCCCUGGGCAUCUCCUGGGAUGGUCUCGACACAGUGCCCUACUGGUUCUAGGACUAGGGCCCAUUGCUGUUCUCUUCUGCCAGGAAAUGCAGUUUAAAAAUGGCUAGAGAGAGCAGGAGCUCAGGAAAAGAUAGAUGAUCUUUUCCAUGUUUUUUUUUUAAUUUGUUUCUGUUUUGGAAAUGAAAGGGGGGUUUUAAACGGUCAUUUGAACUCUCUUUUCCAAAUAAAAUUUACCUUUCCCCCCUACUGUUGGUCAUUUUCUUAGGACCCUAAAGGACAUGGAAGGGGCAAGGCCUGGAGAACGAGGUGGGAAGAGAGGAAGAGUCUGAUCCUGGGGUGGGGCCUCAAAUCCUUGGUCUAGGCCGGAGAAAGGGAUCCUCACCCCCUCUGGUAACCAGGCAGAUGCCCAUGCCUCGAGGCCUGGGAGGGACAGGGCCUGAGCACAGCCUCCUGCCCUGACUCUCACUGGGUGCAGCUCUCUUCUUCGUCCUCACUGAGCUAGAGGAGAAGAGCUUUCCCAGCUACUUUCAUUCUUAUUCCAUCUGCUGCACCUGUACCUCCCCCUAGUAGAGCUGAGCUGCAUUUCAGGAGGAUCUGUACUAAAAAAACAGCUGAGAAGUGUUUUCCUGGCCAAAGCCCUGGCAGCGGCAUGGGCAUGACGCCAUGGCAGAUGCCCCUGGCUGCGUGUCUAUUUCUGGUCAUCUCCUUUGCAUUCUGGAGCCAGGGCUGAGUUGUGGGCCAUCUGUUGCUGGAAAGGUUUCUCCUCCUUCCCAGGAGUCACUCCACUGGGACUUCUCUCUUCCUCCAGCCUCCUCUUGCAGCAGGUCCAGCAGCCUCUGUGCCCUGUGGGGAAAGGCCCUGAGACCAAAUGUGGUUUUCUGUCUCACCUGGACAGAGUCCCAGGCCCUAUACCUCGGAAUCAGUGCCUGAGAAUCUGGGUUAUUUAAAGCUACCGGGGUACCAGUUGAACCACCUGGGCUGGGAUUCAGUGGAAAGAAAUGUAGCCGAGGCUUAGGAAUACCACUUGUCAUCUUAGCCUGGUCACUUGGUGGCCGUGGGUAAGUGAACCCCUCCCUGUGUUUUGCAUAUCUUGGGGAAAUGGAAAUUAAAGUCAUAGUCUUUUCCACUUGUGAGGAAUUUUCAGCUCUGAAAUCAUGCUGUUUGGGCUUUGGCGAGUAAGGGAUGCUAAGAAUCUGAGUAUUAUUGGCAAUUACGUAAUUGGUAAUUCCUGGUAACAACUGGAAUUGAAGGUGGGUAGUCCUCCCCAGCCAGCCUGGACAGUUGGGCCCUGGGGGCUUGGAACUCUUUUAUAGCUUCCAAGCUUUGAGGUGUGUCCCCAGAGACCCCUUUCCCAGCCUGGAGGGUUUCCCCCGGUGGCCUGAGUCACACAGCAUCCUGCCUGGCACUUGAAGUUUCCAGAGUGCUUCCACAUCCACAAUCAGCAGACAGUAGCUCUACCAAGUGGCAGCUCAGGUGUGCCUGUCUUACCUUUCCAUCUGAGGAAGCAGAGAUCCCAAAGAGCUAAACCGAGACUCUCCUUUGCUUUUUUUCUUUCCACCCAAGCUCCUCAGAAACAGCCUUUUCUGGGAGUAGGAGAGAUGGGUUGUCCUGUAAGGCAGAUACACGGGGCUGGACCUGGGAGAAGGGAACCAACCAACCAGGUUGCUGUGGGCUUAUUUUUAAACUGUUUUGACUCUCCAGUUCUUGCCUUGGUGUAGCUGCUAACCAGGGGAUUGGUUUUUGAUGGCUUCUCUUCUUCCAGGAGCAGGAGGGGCCCCUCUUCUACUCCCCCAGAGAAAGCGCUGCUGCCCUGUCGUCCUAGCUCCCACACUCGUCCUGGAGCAUACCUCCCAUUGCCUCUCCCCACCAAGUGGGCAAAACAAGACUGUCUCAGGCCAGGGCCAGCCAGAGGAGAGCCCGCUGGCCUGCCCAUCUGGCCUGGGUUAGGAGAAUGUGACCUUCAGGUACCUGGAAGGAAACUCCGCCUUCUGCCCCAUCCCUGGCCCCAUGGGCCGGAGGCCUCAUGCAGCUGCAGAGAGACAGGGGGUCUCCACCCUUAACAUCCUUGGAGGCUUUGUCUUUCCCAUGUCUGAAUCCUUUCUGCCUGGGGGCUGGAGGGGGUGCACACGUCCAUGUGGGCGGCCACCCCUACCACCUGCCAGGCCUCAAUGGGCCCCUCACCCACCUUGGCAAACACAAUAAAGGGUACCGGGCAGCCUGUGUCUGGGCUUGGUCUUUGGUAUGACCAGCAUUUCUUGUCCCCACUGCCCUCCACAGUCAUGGACAGGAUGUCACAUUCUGGCAGAUGUGGGUGCAGAGCUUCAACCUCUUCAUGUCCAAGCCUCUGAGAAGUGCCACCUGCAUCCAAAGCUUCAACCCCCAUUAGUCAUGUGCCUAAAUCAGGCACAUGCCGUAAGCUUGAAAGAAAAGGAGCAGAAGGAAAGGUGAUGAUGCCCCCAGUACGUUGGGUUCUGGUCCUCUUGGGAGUCCACGAUGGCACCUACCCCAUGUCAAUUCUAAGAAAGUGGGCGGCACUGUCCAUGGUGAACCUGGUUGACUCAUGACAGACUCACCCAAGCACAUACUCAGCCCUCGUUUGUUCGAGAGCCGUCCCGGGGCCCAGCCCUGGAUGAGCUCAUCUCGCUGAAGCUUGGUACUUUAGCUGGACUUGAGUGAGUGAAUUUCAGCACUGCCUGUGUAUAAAGGUGUGUAUAAAGGUAUAAACUCUGGUCACCUUUAUUGAAAGGCUCUUUUUUGGGAUUAAGUGGAUGUAAAUGAAGCUUAAGUAGCAUAACUGCCUCUUUUUAACAGGGUACAGUCCAAAACAUUCAUGGGCUCCAGUGGACCACCUCUUUUCUUCCCGGUAGCCAUGCCUCACCACCACACUGUGGGAAGCUUGCUGUGCUAAACUACACUUCCAAUUGGGAUUUUACGGGGACUGGCUGGGGUAAGAAAUACGAAAUCAUACUCUUUCCUUUUA